Molecule: messenger RNA, 270 nt
Organism: Entamoeba nuttalli P19
Lineage: Eukaryota; Evosea; Mastigamoebida; Endamoebidae
Exons: 3
Coding region: 1-243 (80 amino acids)
Source: RefSeq, a predicted model, not a curated record
AUGACAUUUUUUGCUUUCACUUAUGGAGAGGUACAAGAAAAUCCAACAAAAGAAUACCAAUCACUUUUAUUUCAACCUGUUGUUUAUCAGUCAGUUGUUGUAGCUGACUUCAUUCCAUUAAUUAUGAUUGCAGUUGUUAUUAUUAUUAUUGUGAGUGUUAUUGUAGGGUCAAUUAUUACUAAUUCAAUGGCAAAAGAUGCGGAAAAGGAUGCAAUUCUUUAUCUCUCUUCUAAAAUUAAUUAAAUUAGUGUUAAGUGAAUAAAUUAAUUC